Messenger RNA from Tarenaya hassleriana, 1846 nucleotides. Its product is annotated as alpha-humulene/(-)-(E)-beta-caryophyllene synthase-like. Gene Ontology annotation, molecular function: magnesium ion binding; terpene synthase activity. The record is from RefSeq and is a predicted model, not a curated record. Gene Ontology annotation, biological process: diterpenoid biosynthetic process. Lineage: Eukaryota; Viridiplantae; Streptophyta; Magnoliopsida; Brassicales; Cleomaceae. The transcript is spliced from 7 exons. Bases 25 to 1692 code for a protein of 555 amino acids.
AUUCAUUGCAAAAAGGCUUAAAACAUGGAGAAGUUUACUAAUCCAGCCACGUUGGAGAGUGCUGAUGUCUUGAGGCCAUUAGCCGAUUUUCCAGUCAAUAUAUGGGAAGAUCCCUUGGCUUCUUUCGCCAUUUCCGAAACGGAAAGUCACACGUACGAUGAGAGACUGAAGGCGCUAAAGGAGGAGGUGAAGGAGUCAUUCGUAGCAUCGAAAGCGAACAUGAUUGAAAACAUCAAACUGAUUGACGCUUUGAGUCGCCUCGGUAUCUCCUACCACUUUGAACAAGACAUACAAGAACAGUUAGAGAAAGUUUUCCUCAGCGACCAUCUCAAUGAGAUGACGAGAACCGGCAAAUUCGACUUAUCUACGGCCGGGGUGUUGUUUCAAGUUUUCAGACAGUUUGGCUAUAAAGUCUCCACACAGGUGUUUGACAAGUUCAAGAACGAAGACGGGAAGUUCGAUGAACGCCUAGGCGAGGACGCAAGAGGCAUGCUAAGCUUGUACGAAGCUUCCCAAUGGAGCACCCGUGGUGAAGAUAUUUUAGACGAAGCUCUCUCUUUCUCGACGACGCGUUUGGAAACGCUAUCUCGCCAGUGUGCCCCUCAUCUCGCAGUACGGAUCGAGAACGCGCUUAAGCAUUCCUUCCACAAGGGUAUCACGAGGUUAGAGACCAGACGGUACAUCACUUACUACGAAGAGGAACCAUCUCAUGAUAAGGUGUUGCUAGAAUUCGCAAAGGUUGAUUUCAACUCCGUACAGCUGCUACACCGCCAGGAGAUUGGCCAUGUUUACAGAUGGUACAAAGAGCUACAGCUUGAUGUUAAAUUACCAUACGCAAGAGAUAGGGUGAUCGAAAGCUACUUGUGGGCACUUGGAGCGUACUUCGAGCCGCAAUAUUCACGAGGGAGAAUCAUAGUAGCCAUCACUAUAAUUUUGUUAACACUCCUUGAUGACACAUAUGACGCUUAUGGCACGCCGGGCGAACUUGAUCAGUUUACAGAUGCCUUGGAGAGGUGGGAUCGAACCGCGGCCGAGGGGCUCCCAGAUAGCAUGAAGUAUUUGCAUCAUGUUAUAUUAGAUUUUUAUGACAAAAUUGAGGAAGAGAUGGAUAAAGAAACAAGGCUCGGAUGCGGGUUUCAUGCAAAGAAAUCAUUCAUACUGACCGCCAAAGGUUACCAUAAAGAGGCAAAGUGGUUGCGGGAAGAUUAUGUGGCGACGUUUAAAGAGUACAAAGAGAACGGCAUUUUUCUGUGCGCUUAUUACGCGGCAAUAACAUCAUCCUUUGUCGGGACGGGAGACGUCGCCAAACUUGACGCCUUUGAAUGGUUAAGUUCAUACCCUAAGGUUUUCGUAGCUUCUCUGAUAAUCAGUCGAUUCAUGGAUGACAUUUCGACUUACGAGUUUGAACAUAAGAGGAAACAUGUUGGCACGGCGAUUGAUUGUUACAUGAAGGAAUAUGGGGUUGCCAAGGGGAAAGCCAUCGAAGAGAUCCAAAACAUAAUCAUGGAUUCAUGGAAGGAACUGAACCAAGAACUGAUGAGGCCACACCUAUUUCCUUUCCCUCUUCUAAUGCGAAUUCUAAACCUCACGAGGGUUAUUGACGUAUUCUACAAGUACCAGGAUUUGUUCACCAACCCGGAGCUCCUGAGAGAUGAUGUGGUUUCUUUGUUCAUCGAGGAGAUACCCAUAUAAGCCGUCUGCAAUGAUUUUUACAAGCUCCGAUCACUUGGACAAUGUUCCAAGAUUCUGAAGCAUGUAAUGUUUUGUGUGCCUGUAAUAUAUUUUGUGUGUGUGUGUUUUCUGUCAUAUUCUAGAACACUGUCUCAUGAAUUUGGUCGUUUCUAUA